AUGUCAAAGCCCAAACCCCAGUUGAAAUGGGUCUGGAAGAGUGGUUUCCUCCAAGAGAGCCUGGAUCUGACCCACAACCCCACACUCAGGGUCCAUGCCCAAGAAGGGAACGUGAGCAACUGGCCGGGGAGAAAAAAGUUGGGGUAUAAAUGCAAAAAACAGACUUUCUUCCCUUCUGCGCCAGGUCUGCCCGUCUCACAAGCCAUCCAACUCCUGCAGGAGAAGCUCGCUGCCUUCCGGGUGACUCUUCCGGACUUCCACCUGCGUGCCGUCUGCGAUUACUUCCACAACACCUUCAUCAAACAUUACGGGCUGCACCAGUUCGUCCUGGCUCAGGAGAGGGACCGCUGCCAGACCUUUGCCAGCCUGGAGGUGUACGCUCCCCCCAAGCCCCUGCCGCUGAGGCGGGGGACGGAAAUAAGGGCCUGGAAGUACCAGCAGCAGCUGGCCGCAGUCUCUGCAGCGGAGGAGGAAAAGCAGGCCGAAAUGGAGUGGAUCAGGGCAACCUUGUGCAAAGAGAGGGAGAACAUGCUGGAGGAGGUCUACAGGAGUGUCCGGACGCAAACGGCGACCCUGGAGAAAGAGACUCUGAUGUCUCUUGUCCGAGAAGCGAUUAAGGCCCAGGUCCAGAGUCUGCACGAUAUCAUCCAGAACGAGAUCCAGGCCACCUUUGAAAUCCUUCAGCUCCGGCUCCAGAAGAAGGCCUUGCUCCUCAACCCGCCUGCCCCUUACCCGCCACCCUACAGCCCUGAUGGGAGGAAGACCAGCAAGCAGAAGAAGCUGAAGGAUUUAAUAUUGGAGGCUCAGAUUAAGGAGAAGGAGAAGGAGGAGAGGGAGAGGGAGAAGGAGAGGGAGAAGGAGAGGGAGAAGGAGAAGAAGGCGGAGAAGAAAGCGCAGAAGGCGGCGCAGAAGGCUGCGAAAGACGAGAAGUCAAAGAAGAAAAAGAAGUGAGGGCAGCAUUGAGGUUCUCCCAGGCAUGCCCUGACAUUCUCAAUCCCAUGCCUGUGUUCUCUCUUCCAGGUCUUCUUCGUCCUCUGGCCUUGAGGAGGAUUCUCAGUGCCAAAGUAAAUCUGUGCCUGGGGCUUCCCCACUUCAGACUGCAGGUGGGACCUCACUUUCCUUCAAAUACAUCCCAUAGAAAACUUGCGCGUCAGGGGGGAAGUGCCGUGGCCUUGCCUUCCUCUCUGACACGCUGGUUUUCCAUGGAGAUAAUUUUCUCUCCCUCGUUCACGUGAACCCCUCCAACUUGUGGCCUUCAGCUGUCUCGUCCAGACACGGGUUAACUCCCUCACUGAGAACAAAGCCGAAGUCUCUUUGUUCACAGGGGUAGAGAUUUACAAAGAAACCCAGACAGAUGUGUGCACCUAAAUGUAGAUGCAAUGUUCACCAAAACGUCAGAGGUUUUCGUUCCAUCUUUCUCAACAAAAAUUCUUCCUGCCAGGCCUAUGGAAGGAUGAAGAGACUGUUAUGGAUGCUGCAAAGGGGUUCAUCGUGAGCUCCCUCUGUCUUUACUCUUCCAAAUAAACUAAAACAUUUAAUAUUUCUUUCAA
This is a messenger RNA of Podarcis muralis (Common wall lizard), 1550 nucleotides long. Lineage: Eukaryota; Metazoa; Chordata; Lepidosauria; Squamata; Lacertidae. The record is from RefSeq and is a predicted model, not a curated record.